Molecule: messenger RNA, 6455 nt
Organism: Acanthopagrus latus (yellowfin seabream)
Lineage: Eukaryota; Metazoa; Chordata; Actinopteri; Spariformes; Sparidae
Gene: stim2a
Product: tromal interaction molecule 2a
Exons: 12
Coding region: 578-3652 (1024 amino acids)
Biological process (GO): activation of store-operated calcium channel activity; store-operated calcium entry; intracellular calcium ion homeostasis
Cellular component (GO): plasma membrane; endoplasmic reticulum
Molecular function (GO): calcium channel regulator activity; calcium ion binding; protein binding
Source: RefSeq, a predicted model, not a curated record
AGAGCUCCGGACGUGAACGAAUAGCUGGCUUAUAGAGACACCAGAAGGCCGCACAGCGCAGACUCUAACUGGACAAGAGGAACAGAGAGGCGGGGUGCAGCCUGAGCAGGGUUAUAGGUCUAUGUCUGGAUUAUUAUUGUUUAUUUAUUUCGUUGUAUUAACGAUGGAUGAGCCUCGGGCACUUUCAUCCUAACUUGUUAUUCUACCCAGAAUGGAUUUAUAACAGCCAUCACGCCGGAACACCAUUGGCAACCUUUUGGAGUACUUUGUUUUUACGCACGGCCACCUUGUUAUUUUACGCACGGCCGCAUCGUGUUUGGAUGACUGCGCAAUCCUGUCUUUGUGCGCUUCCCCCACUUCGAGGUGCACUUAUUCAGCUAACCCGAUUUCUUUAAGUGAAUCAUCAGUAUCACAUCUCACUCCUGGCUGCACCCGUAAUAGCAACACAGAUCGCUUGACACUUUUCGCAGACUGACACCGGUGAGUCCUGAACGGGGGUCGGUACCGCGUGUGCUCUUUCUCUGUCUGCCUUGAAGAGUUUCUCAACUCAGGACGACAAGAUUAUCAAGCACCCGAAAUGCUGCCUCUGUCCCCCUUGUUGCUCGUCGUUUUCCCCGCUGCGCUCUUCGUGGCCGCGCAGGGCGCCGGGGACCUCCACGGUUUCACCUUCCCCGGUGGGGGCGCAGGCUUCGACCCAACAGACCCUUGCAUGGUGGUGUCUCCUCCAUGUAUGAGCGAGGCCGAUCGCUACAGCCUGGAGGCCCUGCGGAGCAUCCACCAGAUGAUGGACGAUGACCAAGAUGGCGGGAUUGAGGUGGAGGAGAGUGUGGAGUUUAUCAUUGAGGACAUGAAGCAGCAGCAGACAAACAAACAUAGCAACCUGCACAGAGAAGACCAGCACAUCACCGUAGAGGAGCUCUGGAGGGGCUGGAAGUCAUCUGAAGUACACAACUGGACUCAGGAUGCGGUGCUUCGCUGGCUAAGGGAGUUUGUUGAGUUGCCACAGUAUGAGAGGAACUUUAAAGACUUUAAGGUCAAUGGAAACACACUCCCCAGGAUUGCAGCGAAUGAGCCUUCAUUCCUGAGUGGCCAGCUGAGGGUUCAGGACCAGAGAGACAAACAGAAGCUCAACAUCAAAGCUCUGGAUGUCGUUCUGUUUGGACCACCCACACGUCCUCAUAACUACAUGAAGGACCUGCUGCUAAUUGUAUCAGUGGUGAUGGGAAUUGGAGGCUGCUGGUUUGCCCAGGCCCAGAACAAAGCCAGCAAGGUCCACAUAGCUAAGAUGAUGAAAGACUUGGAGAGUCUGCAGAGGGCUGAACAGAGCCUCAUAGAUAUGCAGGAACAACUGGAGCGAGCCCAGGAAGAAAAACGCAAUGUUGCAGAGGAGAAACAGAACCUGGAGGAGAAGAUGAGGGAUGAGAUCAUGGGGGCGCAGGAGGAGGCUCACCGUCUGCACAGGCUGAGGCAGGGAGCUGUCAGUGAGCUCAGCCGCCUGAGAUACGCAGAGGAGGAGUUGGAGCAGGUCCUCGGAGCGCUGAAGCAGGCAGAGAAGGACAUGCAUGCUAGCUGGACGGCCUCAGAAGCCCUCCAGCAGUGGCUGCAGCUGACACAUGAGGUUGAGGUCCAGUACUACAAUGUCAAGAAGCAGAGCGCAGUGCUGCAGCUUUCCUCUGCCAAGGAAGAGGCAGAGAGAAUUAAGAAGAAGAGGAAUUCCGUGCUGGGGACUCUCCAUGUCGCCCACAGCUCCUCUCUAGACCAAGUUGACCACAAGAUCCUAGAGGCAAAGAAUGCUUUGUCUGAAGUAACAGCCUGCCUACGUGAGCGCCUCCAUCGCUGGCAGCAAAUUGAGCGCCUCUGUGGCUUCCCCAUCAUUAGGAAUCCAGGGCUAGCAAACCUCACUGCCCAGCUCUACUCAGACUCUGCUGCCCUUGGGUUGCCCCGAGCGCCCCAGUCGUCUUGCUCAUACCACGGCUCUCUCCAGGGAUCUAUAGAGGAUCUGUUAGAAGAGUCUGAUUCUCCAGUCUUAUCACAAAUGCCAGCUCCACCACUGAAGCGCUCUCCUCGAACACGGGGGUCCACCAUAUGUCGGUCACGUCGUCCUGGUGUCAUCACUCAGCCACCAGCUGGCGUGAUCUCACAAGACCCCGACCUUCUCAUCCCCAUCCGAUCCCCAUACCCUUGUUUUGAUGAGGAAGAGGGGCGCUUCUUGAAAACUCUGAAGAAACAAGACUCCGAUGAGAUGUUUUCAGACACAGACUAUAUGACCUCACCUCCUCUCAGCAAAAUGUUCCCUAGUCAGACGAUUCACACGUCCUCUCAAAAACUCUAUCUUGAUGAAACUGAGCUUCGUUCAGACAGCUCCAUUACAAUGCCUUGGAGUAAAGAAGUCGAAGCUGUUGCUGAAUCUCCAGUUCGCAAAAUAUCUGUGCACGAGCUUGAAGCUACAGUAGAUGCUUCCUGCAGGAAGAUGGCAAAAGACAAAAUCUUUGAUUCUCCCUUGGAAACUCCUUCUUUGAAGAUAUCCAAAGAAGAGUUAUUGAUAGAGGCUACUUCAAGGAAGAUAUCCAGAGACAGAGGUGAUGUUCCCAUGAAUGUUGCAGUUAAAAAGGGGCUUUCCAGUGACUUGGACACAGACUUUGCAGCCAGGAAAGGAGACAGAGAUACAAUUGGGGAUUUGAUGGAAACUGCUUCAAGGAAUUUAUACAGAGAAAGAAGUGAUUUGUCUCUGGAUGUGAGGAAGAUUAUUUGGAACGAGUUAGAAGCGACAACAGAUAUGGUACCUAGGAAGAUAUCAAGAGAUAAGUUGGGUUCCUCAAUGGACAAUGUCUCAAGAAAGAUGAUACGGGACGAUGUUGAGCGUACGCUUGACUCUGUAUCCAGAAGGAUCACAAGAGAUUCAAUGGGAAAGUCCCUAGACGCAAGUUCUAGGAAGCUUCCAUGGAAUAAAGGAGAAAGCCAGCUUGAUUCCUCUGUGAGGGCCUUAGCAAUGGACAAAGUGGUAGAGACCACUAGAACACCCCAAAGAAAGAUAUCUAGAGAUGAGCUGGAGUAUGGUACCGAUAUUCAAGAGAAGCAAGAGUUCAGUUUAGAACCAUCUUCAAGUCGGAUGACACUGAAAAAUGAACUUGAGAUGUCUGCAGGAUCUCUCCGAAGGAGAAUGCCAAGAAUGCAGAGACUUGACAUUGACAGUUCCACAGAAAGUCUCACUUGGGAUAGAAUUGAUAGUCAGAUGGAAACACCUAAACAAUCAGUACUGAGGGAGGAGCUGGGAGAAUCCCAAUUAAGUUCAUCUCCCAGUCAAACUGGACAGCCAGAUCUAAUGGCAACCUCCCAGGGGCCAUGGAGGUCAUCAUCGGACCUUUACCCGUUGAGUCAGCUUGUUUAUGAUGGAAUCCUUGAGAAGGCCUGCAACUCCAUGACCCCAACCAGCCUCUCCGUCUCAACACCCAACCUGCCCCAGAGCAGGCUGCUGACAGAGGCGGAGCCCCCCGUGCCGCCGCCAAGGAUCGCUGUCCCAUCUCCUGCAUCGCCCCGUGGGAAGAACCAUGAUAAGGAAAAGAGCAAGAAAUCCUUAAAGUUGAAAAGUCUCUUUAAAAAGAAAAAUGAGUCAGCUCCAGAAAAGCUUCAAAGCGGUCUUCACAAACUCUGAUAACCACCUUAAAAUUCUUUCUUUUUUUUCUUAUUAUUUACUUUUUAUUGAACCAUCAAAGAGAGUUUGACCACACUGUAGAUAUCUUUUUCAUUUUCAGAGACAGUGGUGUUUGCAAUAACCAAAUAGAGUAAGGGAAACAGAUAACAUAUUUAUGUUUGCAUUCUCUGUUUUAGGGAAAAAAAAAAAAAAAAACUGACGGAAUCACAAUACAUGUAUGAUGUCUAUCGUUGCCUGUAAAAAAAAUAAACAAAACAAACAAAUAAAAUGCAAAAAACAGGACAUUUGGACAUAUAAGUCAGUUAGAUAUGUUAGAUCUCUCAGUGGAGAAGAAGUGGAAAUUAUUUAUUUUCUGUUAAGUCUUAUGUAGACAUGUGGUUGAUGCCAGAUAUUAUUUUAGUGGUAGACGUUUUGGGGCUUUGCCUGUGGUUGAAGAGUUACAUGAUGUUUAUACUGAGUGCUCUUCUAUAUAAGAGACAAUGCUUGAAUUAGUUUUUAACGACAAAUGAAGACACUGACUGUAGUAGAAAAUGAACGUAUUCUAUUCUGAGUAAUGUUUGGGUUAAUUUCGUUCCAUUCACAGUUUUUCCCCCAAUCCUGAAGGCUUAUGGUAUUAAGCAAGAAACAAUUUAGUAGAGAGACCUAUUAAAAAUAUAUUCUUUCAAUAAGCUUCUUGGGGCCCUAUAUGAACAAACAAUUUAGUUUGAUCAACAACCACACCUUUGCACACCUUUGCUGAUUUCAUUGUUCUAGUCCGAGUCUUAAUAAGUGAUGUCUAAGGAUGUUUUUUCACCCUAACUUUUAUAUUUGAUACAUUUCAAUGCUGCAUAGAUAGUGUUUACCUUUUUUUUUUUUCAGGGCCUUAAAUACUUCAUGUGCGACAGCUUAACAGGCCUUCACAAAUAACAUAAAGUCUGUAGCAACGAAUACUUUAUUUAAUGUAAAAAAAAUUAAAUGAAUCCUUUUAAUGUUUAGGUAAUAUUUUGUAAUACUUUUUGUAUAUCAAUGGAAAGAGAAGUGUCAGAGUGGAUCUGUUGCAGCAGGGACAGCCCCUUUAAUCUUCAGAAUGAGCAAAAGUUCAAAUGCUAUUUUCAAUCACAGCGGGACUUUUACGGUGGGUUCCGUUGAUAAAUGUUGAAAAAAAAAAAACAGACAGCAAAUAUAUAUUUCUUAAUGACAGUGUUCCCCAAUGCAUGAACCAUCUUAACCAAAACUGCUGGUGUCUUUGAUUUAUUUUGUGCCCUCUACCAUUCACUUGGAGGUACCUCACAGCAUUUUGGUAGUGUUAUCAUUAAAUUCAGUGGGGCAUUUUUAAGACCAAGAUCAAACAAACAUAGCCCAGAGGUUUGGAAUAUGUGUCAGAUUUUCACAUAAACAAAAAUGGAUCCAUUAAUAAUAAUAAUAAUAAUAAAAAACUAAUCUGGUCUGAUCCUGUGGAUCAAGAAAACCCAAGAUUAUUUUAAAAAAAAAAAAACCUUAUACUUACCAUGUGCCAAACGCUUAUGAACAGUUUGCUUGCAAACUGUCAUUUAUUUUUCGAAUUUUUUUGUUUUUUUUUAAAUGUGUGCAUUUGAUUUGAUUGCUUUAAUUUGUUGAUGUUUGUAGAGGAUUUACAUUUUCUUUUAUUGUUUACAGACAUAAAGUUAGUACCUUUAGUAAUUUGGAAAUGUAGCCUUGCUUUUACUUGAUUUGAAAAUAUAUUUUUGAAAUAAGUCCUUAAUAUGUUUGUCUCUGUGUAAGGGAUAUAUGAAUGAAAUGUGAAUGUAAGAAUUCAUCGGCUAUUCUCAUCUGAUGAUUUAUUAACAGCUGAUAAUUGAAGACAUAGACGAGGUUGUACAAUCUGGAAAUUAUGUGCAUUGUUCUGCAAAAAAAGAACUUCACAUUGCCAAUAUAACAUCUUGAAAUGUGAAAUUUCAUCUUAAAAAAUGAAUAAAGUCCAAAUGGGUUAUUUAUUAGUUGUAGGAUAUAUGCUGUUUUUCUUUGUAUUUAGAUUCCAAAGCCAUUCUGAAAUUCAAAAAAUGGCUCAGUGAUUGUUAAUAAUACAAUUCAUUAAAAGAAAGGAAGGAGGAAACACAUUUAUACGGUACAUGUAUUGUAUUAAAGAUUUCCAGUCAAGUGUUUUAUUAUACGCCAUAACUACCGUAAAUACUAAAUAACUAACUAAACUAAAUAACUAGCAUGCUACUGUAAAUCCUCACAUAAAACCCAACAGCCACAAGGAAAUGACAAUUUUAACUUAAUUUAAAUUUAAAUUAAAUUAAAUUAACAUUAAUUAACAUUUUGAAUUUGAGGUAAUUUCACGUGAUUGUUCUCUGCCUAUAAAAAGCAAAUCUUCAUCUUCUGUCAAGCUUCUGCCGUGUUUGUUGAUUGUGAGCUUGGAACGCAACUUGUGUUAGACACACAUUUUGUUCAAAGAGGCUACUUAGAGAGAUUUAUGAAGAUUGCAUUGGUGCUGUUUGACACAACUAACGACCACGUCGUUCUACUGUGCUCAUCAACAAGAAGACAGACCAGACAUACUUACUGAAUCCUUGUUGUGAUGUUGCCAUACGAGGAGACAAAUAUAUCAGCUACUAUUUUUUUCGUUAACCCCCUCCUUGGUUAAAGUAGUUGAAAGCCCUGAGACCAUUUGUCAUUAAAAAAAAUACUGUAAUUUAGAUUUCAUUCAAAAUGAAUAUGAAGAAGACUUUAUUUGACUUACUAUCUAAAUUUAACACUUAUUUGAACUUAAUGUUUUUCACUAGUCUUGCUUGUUGAAUAAUUUGCUUGACAUGGAGCUUGUUUGGUAGAUUGACUACUUUGA